Messenger RNA from Prunus armeniaca (apricot), 651 nucleotides. The record is from the annotation of a GenBank genome assembly. Lineage: Eukaryota; Viridiplantae; Streptophyta; Magnoliopsida; Rosales; Rosaceae.
AUGCUAGGAACUCUCCCUUCAAGCUACCUCAGAUGGGUCUCCAAGAACCUCCGAGCCCGUGACUUUGAAGACUGGGCAAAGCUCGCAGACCAAGUGCUCGACGACGCCGUUUACAAGGACCGGAUCGAGUGGGAGUUGGCUGAGAACGUUUUGAAUGGUAACAGGAGCAGUGCUCUUGGUGCAGGUGGAGUUUCUGAGUUGUUGGAAAUGAGUGAGAGGUUUGGUUGGGAUAAUAAUGACAAGAUUGGUUGGAGCAAAGUGAAUUUUGAGCUUCUGGGUACUUCUAGAGGUGGAAGAAUUCCAAGACUGAGUGAAAAUGGAGGAGGAGAGAGAGAGGUGGAGAGGAUGAGAGAGAGGGAGAAGAAGAAGAAGAAGGUUGAGGUUUUGGGGGAAGGUGGAGAGAGAAGGAGGGAGAGGAGGGGGAGGUUGAGAAUGAAGAGGGAAGAAGGUGGGGUGAGGGAGGAGAGGGAGGAGAAGGAGGAGAAGUUGGGGAUUUUGGAAAAGGGUGGGGGUGAUAUUGGAAAUGGAGUUGGAUUAGGGAGGAACAAAGAGAAUGGUGAAGAUUGGAUGGUUGAGAAUUCAAACAGAUUUCCUGGACGUGAAGCUCUGUUGAAGAAGGCAUACAGCAGAAGAAUGAGAAGAUUUUCGUAA